AUGCCGGUGUGGCUGGCGGUGGACCCCGUGGCGGUGGUGCUGGGCGUGUGCUGCCCCGGCCUGUCCUACACGACGGGCUUCGUGGUCUCCAACCGCGGCCGCGUCGCCGUCUCGCUGGUCGUGUCGGCGCCGCGCGAGCUGCGGAGGCACGUCGCCGUCAAGCCCGGCGCGCUCAGGCUGCGGCCCGGCGAGCGCCGCCGCGUGCAGCUGCACCUGUGCGCCAGACAGUCCUUCUCCCGUGAUGCACAGAGGUUCACCUGCCGGCUGUCGAGGGUCACGCAGUUCGGCGUGCAGGUGGCCCCGCUCACCAAGGCCGUGCGCGGCCUCGGUGGACAUGGCGUGCUCUGCGUGCAGGUGCUGGUCGCUGUGUCGCCCCCCGCGCUGGAGAUACGCCCCGCCAAUCUGCAGCUCGGCCACGUGCUCUCCGGCGUGAGCACGGCCACGGCCUCGUUGAAGCUCGCCAACCGCUCUCUCAUGGCGCAGGAGUACGGCUUCGUCAACAUUCCCGAGGACGUCCGCGUCGAGCCUGGCGGAGGCUUCGGCAAGCUGCGGCCCGGCGAAGUGGUGGACCUGAAGGUUGUCUACAGCCCGGUCGGCGCCGAGGGCCGCCGUGAGUUCCUCCUUGACGUAGACACGGUCCUAGGGCUGGCGGCGCGGUCGGCUCGCCUCCACGGCCGCCGGUCCAAGAGCAAGACCAGCAUGGCGUCCUCCGCCUGCUCCGUGCAGGUCACCGCCGACGUCCUGGUGCCCAGGCUGCAGCUUUCGGCGCACCGGGUGACCUUCCCGACGACGUCUGUCGGCGCGCACGCCACCGCCGACAUCACCAUGACCUGCGCCGCCGCCGAGGCCCAGUUCUCCUUCGAGUCCCCCGACUACCUGCAAGUCAUCCCUCCGGCCGGCUCGCUCGUUCGCGGCCAGGUACGCCGUGAGGCAGGCAUCCCAACGCACUCCACCUGCGGCGCGACCAUUACCAUUACCACUACGGUGCCUCAGAGUGGUGCUGCUGUUCCUGCCGCGACCCGGCGACUCUGA
This is a messenger RNA of Thrips palmi, 1032 nucleotides long. RefSeq names its product cilia- and flagella-associated protein 74-like. The record is from RefSeq and is a predicted model, not a curated record. The coding region runs from base 1 to 1032 and encodes 343 amino acids. The transcript has 6 exons. Lineage: Eukaryota; Metazoa; Arthropoda; Insecta; Thysanoptera; Thripidae.